Messenger RNA from Podarcis muralis (Common wall lizard), 1334 nucleotides. Its product is annotated as gamma-secretase subunit Aph-1b-like. Lineage: Eukaryota; Metazoa; Chordata; Lepidosauria; Squamata; Lacertidae. Gene Ontology annotation, cellular component: membrane. Gene Ontology annotation, biological process: positive regulation of catalytic activity; protein processing. The record is from RefSeq and is a predicted model, not a curated record.
GGCGGGGGCGGAAGCAGCGCGUCUUCCUGGGCGCCGGGACCGGCUGGGCUCGCACCCCGUCGGGGCUCGGGGGCGGCGGCCAUGACUCUGGCCGUCUUCUUCGGCUGCGCCUUCAUCGCCUUCGGGCCGGCGCUGGCGCUCUUCCUGCUGACGGUGGUGGCCGAGCCGCUGCGCAUCAUCAUCCUCAUCGCAGGGGCCUUCUUCUGGCUGGCCUCGCUGCUCUUCUCCUCGCUGGUCUGGUUCAUCGCGGCCAAGGCCAGCGACCCGUCCAACGAGGCGCUCCAGAGGGGCCUCCUCAUCUUCGGCGUCAUCUUCUCGGUGCUGCUGCAGGAGGCCUUCCGCUUCCUCUACUACAAGCUGCUCAGGAAGGCGAUUGAGGGGCUGUUGGCCUUGAGUGAAGAUGGCUGCUCUCCCAUCUCCAUCCAGCAGAUGGCGUACGUGGCCGGCCUGGGCUUUGGCCUCAUGAGUGGGGCCUUCUCCAUGAUCAACCUGCUGGCGGACGCUCUGGGGCCCGGCACGGUGGGCAUCCACGGGGACUCCCAGCUCUACUUCCUGACGUCAGCCUUCAUGACGCUGGUGCUGGUCCUUCUGCACACCUUCUGGGGGAUCAUCUUCUUCCACGGUUGUGAGACCAAGCAGUGGUGGGAAGUGGGGGCUGUGGUGCUCACCCACCUGAUCGUCUCUGGCCUGACGUUCUGGAACCCGAUCUACCUGGGGAGCCUCCUCCCUGCCUACCUGCUCAUGGCAGGUGCUGCCGUCUGGGCCUUCCACGUCUCUGGCGGCUCCAAAGAGAACCUGCGCCACUUCCUCCUGUGCCUGCGGAGUGGGACAGCGCCACCGCCCGGAUCCUGAGGCCCCUCUGGGCUCCCCCGCCCUGUCCUUUGGAGCCAUUUGCUGAGGCCAGGAGGACGCAGCUGCUGUGCCUUUGGGAGUGCUUCUGGGCCCGAGGAGGGGGCCGCUGGACUUGCCCCCCGAAGUUGCCGUAGAAGGUCUGGGCACAAGGGGCGCUGCAGCAGAGCUCCUGGACCCUGUGAAUCUGCAGCAAAAGCCCCCUCCCUCCAGAGAGGGGUUUCUGGCCAGCUGGCGUUGUUUAAAUAGGGGGUGGGCUUUGGGGGUGCUGGGCGAAUGACAGGUGCCGGCAUAGGGUGUUGGGGGGGUGAGCAUCUGUCUCUGUGGGGUGGGGGUGCAGAGGGAGAGCCAGCUGUGUGGUCUGCUUAGAGGAGAGAGGGGAUCGGGGUGGGGGUUACUGGGGAAGGGGGAGUGCCCCACAUGGCCUCUUUCUUUCAUGGGGGCACAUCUCUGCACAUUUGUACUAAUAAAAAUGCUGGAUGAGG